GUUGCUGCGCAGACCCAGCCGGAAGCCGGCGCCUGAGAGGAGAGGAGAGGAGACCCGGGGCGGACAGUGGGAAGAGAGGAAACUGCUGCACCUGCUUCCCGGCGAAGAGGCUCUUCAGGUCGCAGCGGCGUCGGACUCGAAGCUGCUGUCUCUGCCGCCUAACUCUGGGCUCACUGACGCCACUGACAGCUCUCUGCUGUGGCCUGGGAAAGCAGUAGAAGAUGGCCCAAGUGCUUGGAUCCCUGCAUGCCGAUGGGAGACCCGAAAGAAGCUCCUGGCUCUGGAUUGGCCCAGGGAACAUGAGCCGGCUGCACAACUCCAUAGAGCCGCGCGUGAUGGACGACGAGAUGCUGAAGCUGGCCGUGAGCGAGCAGGGGCCUCGCGAGGAGGCCGGGCAGCUGGCCAAACAGGAGGGCAUCCUCUUCAAAGAUGUCCUGACCCUGCGGCUGGACUUCCAGAACAUCCUGCACAUUGACAACCUCUGGCAGUUCGAGAACCUGCGCAAGCUGCAGCUGGACAACAACAUCAUCGAGAGGAUCGAGGGCCUGGAAAACCUCGUCCACCUGGUCUGGCUGGAUCUGUCCUUCAACAACAUCGAGGUCAUCAAGGGCCUGGACAGCCUGGUGAACCUGGAGGACCUGAGCUUGUUCAACAACCGGAUCUCCAGGAUCGACUCCCUGGACGCGCUGGGCAAGCUGCAGGUGCUGUCGCUGGGCAACAACCAGAUCGACAACAUAAUGAAUGGAGAAGGCGGGGGUGUGUUUCCAGGCAGCCAGGACGGAGCGUCCUCUCCUCCCCAGCUCGUCUACCUGCGGCGGUUCAAGUGCCUGCGCACGCUCAGCCUCGCCGGGAACCCCAUCGCCCAAGCGGAGGACUACAAGAUGUUCAUCUACGCCUACCUGCCCGACCUCGUGUACCUGGACUUCCGGCGCAUCGGUGACCACAUGAAAGAACUCGCAGAGGCAAAGCACCAGUACAGCACGGACGAGCUGAAACACCGGGAGCACCUGGCGCAGGCCCGGCUGGAGGCCGAGCAGGCCCAGCGCGCGGAGCUGGAGGCGCACAAGGCUGCCUUCGUGGACCGCCUGAACGACUCCUUCCUGUUUGACAGCAUGUACGCUGAAGAUGUGGAAGGCAACAAGCUGUCCUACCUGCCCGGCGUCGGGGAGCUGCUGGAGACCUACAAGGACAAAUUUGUCACCAUCUGCGUGAACAUUUUCGAGUACGGCCUGAAACAGCAGGAAAAGCGGAAGAUCGAGCUGGACACGUUUACUGAGUGCAUCCAGGAGGCGAUCCAGGAGAACCAGGAGCAGGGCAAACUCAAGAUCGCCCAGUUCGAGGAGAAGCACUCGCUGAGCCUAAGCAACAUCCGCGAGGCAUCAGAGCUGCCCACCGCGGAGAGGAUCGCGGAGUGCGACCAGGACAUCACCGAGCUGUUCAACGCGCUCAUGACCCUGGAGAUGCAGCUGGCGGAGCAGCUGGAGGAGACCAUAAGCAUGUUUGAGAGGAACAUUGUCGACCUGGUGGGGCUCUUCAUUGAGAACGUGCAAAGCCUAUAUCCUAGCUGCUGCGGCCCAGGGGGCACAGGGCAGCCCCGGCCAGCUGUCCUGGGACCUUUGCUUGACUCCCGGCGGGACGAUGGCGCAGUGUCGGGACCUGGAGAACCACCACCAUGAGAAGCUGCUGGAGAUCUCCAUCAACACCCUGGAGAAGAUGGUCAAGGGCGAGCCGGACGAGGACCUGCCCGAUGACGUGUGAGCAGUGAGUGCGGCCGCGGGGGAGGGCCCCCCCAAGACAGGAAGCCCGCAGCAGGUGCCCGGUGGGGGCGCCGUCAGCCAAGGAGGGCGCGAGGAGGGGGUGGCGUCAGUUUUCCAGCAGGCCGGGGCUUCUGGAACUUUCUACAAGACACCACUACAAACGUGUCGCGUCUGAGGUGGCCCCCGCGUGCAGGUCGUCUUACUUUUAGCAGCACGGUUCCUGAUGCAACGGGACGUUCUCCCGCUUCCCACCGGCCCGGUCCAGGGAUGGACGUGGGCAGGAAGCAAGAGGCAGCCCAGGCUCCCCGCUCCUUGCCUGGGGCCUGUGCAUGGGCGGGCCCAAGCGCAGCCACAGCCCUGGCCUGUGUGUGUGUUUGGGACAAAGCCCAGGCUUUGACAGGAAGGGCCCAGGGCCUGGAAGGUGUCCCGGCAUGCCUGCUGCUGGCAUUCCACAUUCUCAGCUUCUCUCCCCCACCCUGCUGGUCACGCCGAGCCCGGCCACCGCCACCCUGUGCGUUCAGCCCCAGAACAACCCUCUCAGGCUGCCCUCCAGCCUGUGACACUGUUGCCUGCUAAUGGCUUCCUGUGGCUCCUAGAUCAAGCUCUUCCUGCAGCCCACCACACGCCGAUGACCGGGCCUGCCCUGCGUCAGCAACUGCCUCUCGCCCUUCUCAUGCCCGGUUCCCAGUGCCCCGGCCUGAGCCAGUCCCAUCUCCCGGGCAGCUGAGAGUCCAGCUCUCCGGUGUGCUCUUCCUGUGGUCUCUAUGCCCCUGAGACCCCAGCUCCAGUGUCCGCCCCUUGGAGGAGACACCCUCAGGGUCUCUGUCUUGCAUUGCCAUCCCUCACUGUCUGGUGUAGGUGGGUCUCCCUCUGUCUGUCUCUCUGUGCGGGCAGCAGGGCACGGGGCACAGCAUGGAAGCCGGGAGGCGUCCCCAGAUGGUGCAGGUGUGUGCACCACGCCCUCCUCUGUCACGUGCUCGGCUGAUUCCUGCAGACACAGCCUCUGUCCCACGGUCCCAGACAGACAGACAGACAGACGCCCGACAGCAUGGGGGACAGGGCUUCUCUGUCCCCGGCUUUGCCUCUCUCAGCCACGAACCACAGCUGAAUGGUGCUGUGUGUUGUUGAUGGCGGUGUUUUUAAGAUUUAUUUCUUGAUUUGAAAGUCAGAGUUACACAGAGAGGGAGAGACAGAGAGUAAGAUCGUCUAUCCACUGGUUCACUCUCCAAGUGGUCGCAAUGGCCAGGGCUGGAGUUAUUUUCAAGACUAGAGGCCAAGACUAGAGUUAUUUUCAUUGUUAACUCUACAAAUAAUGUUACAGAGAAAAGGCAACUACCCUUUCCACACACUGUAAGAAAGGCAUCAGCAGUAACAGUCUGUUAAUAAAUAUAAUACAAUAAUGCCAUUUGGCAUUAUGUUUGUUUAAAAACCAAUGUAUUUCCUGUUUGAGUCUGUGAGUUAGUUCCUGGUAAAACUUUCCACUAGAUUCCACUCUAAAAAAAUAAACUGCCUGUAGCUUCUAUCUUUUUGAAAAAAAGAAAAAUCCCCAUCUAAAAUAAAUUAAUACAUUCUUCAAAAAUAAAGAACAGUCUUCCCCAUUUCGUCUAGCUUGUCCAUAGUUCCCUGAAACCUGUUUUGGUCACAACAGCCAACUCUAAAAUAGGAUAUAAAUAGCCCUAGAAAAAAUACUAACCAUUCAUUUCUUUUACCAAAAAAAAAUAGUUACUAAUAUAACUCUGUUUAUUUUAUGAACAACCCAGGUGGUGUAAGAAAGGAACUGUUUUGAUGUUGGGAGUUAAUAAAUAAAAGGACUGAAGAAUUUUUUGUUCAGCUCUUCCCAGCUUAGCUACAAUGAAACAGAACAAAAUGUGUCACCUAUCUUUUUUAGCUUGGCAGGAACAA
This is a messenger RNA of Oryctolagus cuniculus (rabbit), 3659 nucleotides long. The record is from RefSeq and is a predicted model, not a curated record. Lineage: Eukaryota; Metazoa; Chordata; Mammalia; Lagomorpha; Leporidae.